AUCUGUAUGUUUGCCAUGGUAACGUCCCGUUGCAGCAAAGGAAGGGAAAAUCAAGAUGGCUAUGUCUGAUGUGGAUGUCAGUAGUUCUUUGGACCACGAUGAAGAGCCUUUGGCUGAGCUCACCGACGAGGAACUUUACAGUCUCGUUCAGGAAACAGUACAUGCCAAUGAUGUUCUCAAAAACGAGACUACGAUGUUUGAAAAAUACCUUAAGAGAGUCGAUCCGAAGGACAUUGGACUCCAGCAAACCGCUACUCAAGGCCCAACCCAACCUGUGAUUGAACAAAGUCAUAGAGGACUUAGAAAAAGAUCAAGAUCAAGAGGACCAUCAUUAGACAGGCAUUUGAAAUUAAAUGCAGAGCAGAAGUGUGACAUUGCCCAGCGUGAACUGGAAGAACUUAGAGAUGAUAUUGAGAAACGCAGGGAUGAAUCUGAGAAGAUCCUUGAUAACUUCCGGGCUGUCAUGGAAGAGGCAGAUAUUCGAAGUGCUGAAAUUAAGAAGGCUUCCUAUGAAUUUGAGAGGGAUGUUGUCAAAGGAGCUGUCAACCAGAGAACCAAUAAAGUUAUUGCUGAGAGAGUCUCAAGAUAUAUUGAAGAUAAACUGAGAGCAAGGGAUACUACAAUUGAGAAGUUGAGACUGAAAAACUCAACACUCAAAGUUCAAAAGAGAAAACUACACAUGCAACUAAAGCAGAAAGAAGAAAUGGGAGAAGUUCUACAUGAAGUGGACUUCAAUCAAUUGAAAAUUGAGAACCAGCAAUACCUUGAAAAGAUUGAUGAAAAAAAUCAAGAUCUUCUCAGACUUAAACUCAUGGAUGGCAAUGUGCAACAAAUCCUCAACACAUACAAGAAAAAACUACACACACUGACAAUGGAGUCCUCAAGGUUAAAACUGGAAAUUCAGCAAAGAAAUGAGCUUCUAUCUAAGAUUGAUACAGAAACACUUAUGGUUGAAAAGGAGCGCACAAAAGCAGAGACAUUAAACUCCAAGUUGAAACAGCAACUUGCAGACUACAAAGUGCCUGAUGUUCUGGAUUAUGUUACUGAACGAGCAGAUCUGUACGAACUCAACAAAACUGUUCACAUGUGGGAGAGAAAGGUUGAAAUAGCACGGAUGGCUUUGAAAACGAAUCAGAAGACUUGGCGCAAACUGCAGAUGGUACAUCAGGAGCAAAACCCCUGGAAAAGCUAGGAGUCACACACGAGUUCCUGAAAUUAGUGUCACACGAUUAAUGCAGUUGAGAAUGCUAGACUGUAAAUAGGAAAGGUUUUACCAAAGCCGUUGUGUAAAAUAUUGUUGGAAUUAACUUAGUAAAUAAAUAGAACUUUUC
This is a messenger RNA of Stylophora pistillata, 1331 nucleotides long. RefSeq names its product cilia- and flagella-associated protein 263. The record is from RefSeq and is a predicted model, not a curated record. Gene Ontology annotation, cellular component: axoneme; ciliary basal body. NCBI's taxonomy places the organism in Eukaryota, Metazoa, Cnidaria, Anthozoa, Scleractinia, Pocilloporidae. Gene Ontology annotation, biological process: cilium assembly.